CUUAACGGUAGCAUGUUACCUCCCCUGCUGUAAACUCGGAACUACCUGAGAAUCUCUACAAGUACGUCUACUUCUGAUUAUAUCUAAUAAACGAGUUUGUCUGUAUUACUGACAACCGAAAGACGUUUUAGUUAUAUUUGUAUCAGCUGUUGGCUGCCAGAGCUUGUAGCCUCGGGAACAGCAGCUGGUUGCAGACUCCUUGACCGUCCCCCCCCCCCCAUCCUUACUACUGAUCUCACCACCACCAUCAUCAUGUGUAACACGACAUCAGUAGGAGAGAACCAACUCCAGAGGAUCAUCAGAGAUCUACACGAAGCAGUGACUGAGCUGAGUAAGGAACACAGAGAGACGGGUGAACCAAUCACAGAUGACAGCCCCAACCUGCAUAAACUGUCCUACAAACUAGAGUACCUUCUACAGUUUGACCAGAAAGAGAAGGCGGAUUUCCUAGGCAGCAGGAAGGAGUACUGGGAUUACUUCAGAGAGUGUCUUGCCAAGACCAGAGGAGGUAACGAUGGCCUGCGGUUUGUCAAGGCUAUCCCAGAGUUAAAGACGUCCCUGGGUAAAGGUAGAUCGUUUCUCAGCUAUUCUCUGGUCCAUCAGCGUCUAGCUGAUUCCCUACAACAGUGUCUACUCAACCACAAGGUUACCAGUGAGUGGUACUUUUCUCGCAGUCCCUUCCUGAAGUCUCACCUCAGCAGUGACAUCAUCAGUCACCUGUAUGUUCUCAACGAGGUCCAGUUUGACGUGGCAUCCAGAGGUCACGACCUCGAUGCUGAUUGGCCCACAUUCGCCAGGAGGACUCUGGGGUCUAACUCCGCCCACCUCUGGAAACCUCCCACUCGCUGUUCCAGUGUCAACAGCCUGGUCAGCUACUCAGGGGAGUUCAAAGCUCAAGAAUACGGUUCCAGUUUGCUGGCUGACCUGGGGGAGGAGUUAGGGGAGCUGGGGGAGGAGCUACUUGGAGUCCCCACACCCUGCACUGCAGCAGACGACCUACGCAUCCAGGUUGACCGUUCAGAGCUCAGACAGCAGGAGCUGCUGCACCAAUCAGAGGCGAGACAUGCGAAAUUGCUACAGCAAGUCAGAGAGCUAGACCAGGAGGCAGAGGGGCUGAGGGACAAGGUCAGAGAGCUGCAGGGGAAGCUAUUGGCUCACAACCAGGAAGCUGUGACAGCCAACCUCAACGACAUGGAUCUGUUGUCUAAACUAGACAGCCAGGAGAAGGCGAGGCUGGAGGAGGAGAGGGACGCAGCGCUACAACAGACCCAUGUUCUGCAGGAGGAGGAGGAGAGGAACGCAGCGCUACAACAGACCCAGGUUCUGCAGGAGGAGGAGGAGAGGAACGCAGCGCUACAACAGACCCAGGUUCUGCAGGAGGAGGAGGAGAGGAACGCAGCGCUACAACAGACCCAGGUUCUGCAGGAGGAGGAGGAGAGGGACGCAGCGCUACAACAGACCCAGGUUCUGCAGGAGGAGGAGGAGAGGGACGCAGCGCUACAACAGACCCAGGUUCUGCAGGAGGAGAGGGACGCAGCGCUACAACAGACCCAGGUUCUGCAGGAGGAGGAGAGGGACGCAGCGCUACAACAGACCCAGGUUCUGCAGGAGGAGGAGGAGAGGGACGCAGCGCUACAACAGACCCAGGUUCUGCAGGAGGAGGAGAGGGACGCAGCGCUACAACAGACCCAGGUUCUGCAGGAGGAGGAGAGGGACGCAGCGCUACAACAGACCCAGGUUCUGCAGGAGGAGGAGAGGGACGCAGCGCUACAACAGACCCAGGUUCUGCAGGAGGAGGAGAGGGACGCAGCGCUACAACAGACCCAGGUUCUGCAGGAGGAGGAGGAGAGGAACGCAGCGCUACAACAGACCCAGGUUCUGCAGGAGGAGAGGGACGCAGCGCUACAACAGACCCAGGUUCUGCAGGAGGAGGAGGAGGAGAGGGACGCAGCGCUACAACAGACCCAGGUUCUGCAGGAGGAGGAGAGGGACGCAGCGCUACAACAGACCCAGGUUCUGCAGGAGGAGAGGGACACAGCGCUACAACAGACCCAGGUUCUGCAGGAGGAGGAGGAGGAGAGGGAAGCAGCGCUACAACAGACCCAGGUUCUGCAGGAGGAGGAGGAGAGGGAGGAGAAGGGGGAGGUGCAGGAUGAGAAGGAGCAGGAGAGGAAGGGGGAGGUGCCGGAGAGGGAGGAGAAAAGGAAGGGAGAGAAGAGGGAGGUGCAGGAAUGGAAGGCGAUGGAGAAGCAGCUUCAGGAGUUGAGGGAGCAGCUGAGGUCCAGGGACAGAGAACUGACGGAGAGUAGAGAGAAGAUCAGACAAUUGGAGGAGGAGAACACUGACAGACUGACUGGGGUGGGGCAGGAGAGAGAGAAGGGAGAGAUGGAUGGAGAGAAGGAGAAGCUAGGGACAGAGAAAGAGACUGCAGAGUGUUCUCAUAGUAAUCUACAUAAGGCUGGUUCUGCAGAGGGACUGUCUAUGGAGAAGAACCAGCACCUUUCCUCUAAGUCUGAGCCCCAGACCCAGGACCUCUCCCCCUGUCCCCAGACCCAGGACCUCUCCCCCUGUCCCCAGACCCUGCAGCUGAGCCAGGGGGAAGUGCUGCGGCUGCAGAGGGAGGUUGUGGAGCUGAGAGCCCGGCUGCAGCUGGGAGCAGAGCUGCAGAUAAGGAGUCAGGUGGAGAGGCUCGACAGACAGCAGGUAGAGGUGCUGCUGCUGGCCCAGGAGAGGGAGGAGGCUCUGGGGCAGGAGCAGCGCCGCAAGGCUAAGGCUUCACAAGGCCUAGUCCUGGAGCUGGCCUCCGCCAGGGAGGAACUCCACAGCCUGAAGAGACGCUACGAGGGCCUGGCCCUGGAGCAUGGAGACAUCCGGGAGGCCCUGGACCACGCCAACAGAGAGACAGCAGAGCUCGGGGUCCACAUCUGCAGGCUCACCGCCCAGAAUGAGGCGGCGCGAGAGCGAUGGGAGGCGCUGUCCGCCAGGUUUCAGGAGGAGUUGAACACCAGCAUGACCUCCCUGCAGCAGGAAAACCGCGGGAGGAGAAGGGCUCAGAAGGAGGCACAGCAGGAGAUCCAGGCGCUCCGCUAUCAGCUCAGCAACCAGACCAUAAAUCACCAGACACAGUUACAGGCCAGUACUGAACUACAGACACAGUUACAGGCCAGUACUGGGCAUUACAGGCCAGUACUGAACUACGGACACAGUUACAGGCCAGUACUGAACUACGGACACAGUUACAGGCCAGUACUGAACUACGGACACAGUUACAGGCCAGUACUGAACUACGGACACAGUUACAGGCCAGUACUGAACUACGGACACAGUUACAGGCCAGUACUGAACUACGGACACAGUUACAGGCCAGUACUGAACUACGGACACAGUUACAGGCCAGUACUGAACUACGGACACAGUUACAGGCCAGUACUGAACUACGGACACAGUUACAGGCCAGUACUGAACUACGGACACAGUUACAGGCCAGUACUGAACUACGGACACAGUUACAGGCCAGUACUGAACUACGGACACAGUUACAGGCCAGUACUGAACUACGGACACAGUUACAGGCCAGUACUGAACUACGGACACAGUUACAGGCCAGUACUGAACUACGGACACAGUUACAGGCCAGUACUGAACUACGGACACAGUUACAGGCCAGUACUGAACUACGGACACAGUUACAGGCCAGUACUGAACUACGGACACAGUUACAGGCCAGUACUGAACUACGGACACAGUUACAGGCCAGUACUGAACUACGGACAUAGUUACAGGCCAGUACUGAACUACGGACACAGUUACAGGCCAGUACUGAACUACGGACACAGUUACAGGCCAGUACUGAACUACGGACACAGUUACAGGCCAGUACUGAACUACGGACACAGUUACAGGCCAGUACUGAACUACGGACACAGUUACAGGCCAGUACUGAACUACGGACACAGUUACAGGCCAGUACUGAACUACGGACACAGUUACAGGCCAUUACUGAACUACGGACACAGUUACAGGCCAGUACUGAACUACGGACACAGUUACAGGCCAGUACUGAACUACGGACACAGUUACAGGCCAGUACUGAACUACGGACACAGUUACAGGCCAGUACUGAACUACAGACACAGUUACAGGCCAGUACUGAACUACGGACACAGUUACAGGCCAGUACUGAACUACAGACACAGUUACAGGCCAGUACUGAACUACGGACACAGUUACAGGCCAGUACUGAACUACAGACACAGUUACAGGCCAGUACUGAACUACGGACACAGUUACAGGCCAGUACUGAACUACGGACAUAGUUACAGGCCAGUACUGAACUAUAGACACAGUUACAGGCCAGUACUGGGCAGUACUGAGCUACAGACACAGUUACAGGCCAGUACUGAACUACAGACACAGUUACAGGCCAGUACUGAACUACAGACACAGUUACAGGCCAGUACUGAACUACAGACACAGUUACAGGCCAACACAGUUACAGGCCAGUACUGGGCAGUACUGAGCUACAGACACAGGUACGGGCCAGUACUGAACUACAGACACAGUUACAGGCCAGUACUGAACUACAGGCACGGCUACAGGAGUGAAGAGAGCCUGGUUGUGUCUCAGAGGUCCUGUGAGGAGCUGGGUGAGGGACUACGGAAAGCCUGUCAGGACAAACAGAGCUAUGAGCUUCGGACCUCAGCUGAACUGGACGACCUGUACCGCACCAAGCUCAAUCUGGAGGAAAGACUCAUAGAACUCAUCAGGGAGAAGGAUGCCUUGUGGCAGAAGUCUGAUGCUCUGGAGUUUGAGCAGAAGUUGAGAGCGGUAGAGCAGACAGAGAGAGAUACCUGCAGCAAUACCUCUCACUGUCUCUCCUGCAGCAGUCCGUUCAGCUGGUGGCUUCACAGACACACCUGCAGACUGUGUGGCCAUGGGUUCUGCUACUACUGCUGCAGUAACACAGUCAGCCUGAUGGAGGGGGGCGCCAGAGAGCGCUGCUGCUCAGUCUGCUACAGCCAGCACAUUGCUGUGGUAGAGCGCUAUCCUCAGGAAGAUACCUGUACUGCACCACACACACCCUUCAACCCUCUGCCCCAACCUGGCAGAACCAUGCAACCCAGCAACACAGACCCGGCAGUGCCAAGGGCAGAUGACGCUGCGUAUGACAUCAUAACAGAAGAGGAAGUAAUUGGUGUUUCCAACAGUCACUCUCUCUCCUUCACUACCUGCUCUCCUCACACCAACCCCCAGGGGGCAGCAGAGCCUAACGGUGGUGCCAGUACAGCAGACACCACACCAGAGGACCUACAUGACCAGACUGGAGCAGUUCAGGAUGCAGAGAUCUGUCUGCUGAGGAGUGGAGAACUCACAUGUGUUGUUGUUAUGAUGCGUGUGUCGUCCUCGUCCAGGCUGUGUGUUCCGUUCAGUGUGGAGGAGAUCAGUGUGUUUGGUGACGAUCUGAGGGAGCUGUUCGUCAGGUCUGGUUGUUACAGCUCCAUCCCCAUUACUGGGUCUACCCUUGGUGCUUCCAUACACUGGCUGUUCACCUCACAGCCCAAGAGCAUCUCAUUUAGUGUGCUGUACAGAGAGGACACGCACACACCUCUGGACGAGGCUAAGGUUCUGAUCCCUCUGACUCGCUGUCACUCCCACAAAGAGACCAUGACAGGAGAGCUGAUGGUCAGAAACACUGGAGAAUACACACUCAUCUCAUCACACACACACACCUAUACACACACACACACAUCUAUACACACACACAUCUAUACUACACACUCAUCUCCGACAACUCCUUCUCCAGGUACACACACACACACACACACUUCUAUACUACACACUUCUAUACACACACACACUUCUAUACUACAC
Messenger RNA from Salmo salar (Atlantic salmon), 5871 nucleotides. Lineage: Eukaryota; Metazoa; Chordata; Actinopteri; Salmoniformes; Salmonidae. The record is from RefSeq and is a predicted model, not a curated record.